GAAAAUGCGCUGGCGUUUUACGAUCGCAGUAUGUUGUUAAUGAAAGAGGCGGAGAAAGAAAAAAAUUAUAAGAAAAGCGAAAUGUACACUACAAUGAAGGAAGGUAAAAGACGAGUGGAGCAAAGGAUGAAAGAUCUGAAGAAGCAAAAGAAGGCUGGUAAGUCAGAAGUGAAGAAACAAGAGCAGGACAGUACCACCAGUGAGAUAAAGGAAGAACUAAAAAAACAGAUUGAAGCUGCUGGUACUGUUGAAGCUGAUCUUAUAUAUUAUAUCCCGGAGGGCGUUCAGCUCUUUAUGAUCGAAGUAAGCGAUGUCAUGCUGUUUUCCGAGGAUUUUCAUAAUUUUGACAGUUAUUUAAAAAAUUUAAAUCUAAGUUGA
This is a messenger RNA of Gongylonema pulchrum, 378 nucleotides long. The record is from the annotation of a GenBank genome assembly. Lineage: Eukaryota; Metazoa; Nematoda; Chromadorea; Rhabditida; Gongylonematidae.